Messenger RNA from Morus notabilis, 1183 nucleotides. RefSeq names its product NDR1/HIN1-like protein 13. The coding region runs from base 119 to 1045 and encodes 308 amino acids. Gene Ontology annotation, cellular component: plasma membrane. NCBI's taxonomy places the organism in Eukaryota, Viridiplantae, Streptophyta, Magnoliopsida, Rosales, Moraceae. The record is from RefSeq and is a predicted model, not a curated record. The transcript has a single exon.
UCUCUCUGAAAAUCCCACAUCCCAAAAUCGCUCUCUCUCUCUCUCUCUCCCUCUCCCCCCAACAAUCUCUCUCCUUGAGAUUCUAGUGAGAGGGAGAGAAAACGGAUUAAUUUCAACCAUGGCUCCGCCCUCUUCCUCAUCCUCUUUGUCUUCCGAUGACCAAUCUAAAAAAGAACCUGCCCGGUCCCUAGAUACAACAAAUCAACCUCAUAAUCCCACAACAACAGCAACAACAACAACAAUAAGUUCUGCUGGUGGGGCCUCUAACCCGCCAAUAGGGUAUGGGACCCCUAACACGCCAAUAGGGUACCCUCCACCGUACCAACCCUACCCUCCCAACAGACACUACGCCUAUAACCCCUAUACUCAACCCCCACCACCCCAUUACUACUACGCCAACCAGAACUACACAUACUCUACCGCCACCGCCGGUGGCGGUGGAGCUGGCAGUGGUUCCGCCUUCGUACGUGGCUUUCUAGCAAUGAUAAUAACCCUAAUCACCAUAACAUGCGUCGUCAGCAUCAUAACAUGGCUCGUUCUACGCCCCGAAAUCCCCGUUUUCCACGUGGACAAGUUUGCCGUCUCCGGUCUCAACAUAUCCGGCCCCGAAUUCUCUGCAAAAUGGGACGCCAGCGUCACCGUUGAGAACCCGAACCACAAGCUGAAAAUCUACUUGGAACAAGUGCAGGGUUUCGUUUAUUACAAGGAGAACUUCUUGUCCUCUUCGCCGGUCGACCCUAUGUUGUUGGAGACUCGUAGCCGCAACUCGAUCGCGAUGAAGCUGGCGACGAACAACACGGAGCAGCACUUGGUGGGGCGUUGGGUGGAGGAGGACAUCGCCAAGGAAAGGAGCGGCGGAGCGGUGAGUUUCAACUUGAGGAUGUUGGUGUUGGCCACGUUCAAGUCAGGCGCGUGGUGGACGAGACAUGCCUCCAUGAAGGUUUUUUGUGAGGAUUUGAAGGUUAAUUUUGUUGGGGGUGAGAUUAGUGGAGUGUUGGAUAUUGGUGGUGGGAAGCCUGAAGAUUGUGUCGUUUAUUAUGCUUGAGGAAAAUGGCAAUGGAAAUGGAAUUUCCUUUUUUCUUCUUUUAGGGAAAAUAAUUUUUAUUGUUAUUAAUCUAUCAUUUCAUUUUUCUUCUGAGGAUUGUCUAUACCAAUAUUUUAAUGCUAUAGAAUGUUGUGGACG